Molecule: messenger RNA, 1631 nt
Organism: Impatiens glandulifera
Lineage: Eukaryota; Viridiplantae; Streptophyta; Magnoliopsida; Ericales; Balsaminaceae
Product: pectate lyase-like
Exons: 7
Coding region: 1-1485 (494 amino acids)
Molecular function (GO): pectate lyase activity
Source: RefSeq, a predicted model, not a curated record
AUGGGGAAAUCUAGACCUGCAAUUGAAAAUGAGGGUGUUAGAUCUAUGAGUAUAAAAGAAGUUGAUUGGAAAAAGACAAAUAGAAAAGCGUGUAGCUUUAUUCUUUCAUGGGUUGGUGUAAAUGUUGUGCAUCAUGUUGAGAAUGAAGCUACGACGUAUGAUGUGUGGAGCAAACUUGAAGCUCUCUGCGCUGGGAGGUCAGCAUGGAAUAAAGCAACACUAUCUUACAAAGCUGGUGAUAAUGGUGAGGUUCGCAUGGGUAAUAAUAGUGUGUUCAAGAUAGUUGGUAAACUCAAUGAUGGAGUUGGCUACCAUAAUGUUUUCAGUGGUGGAGCAUUGAAGCUAAGUAAGGGUUCUUUGGUUGUUGCACGAGUAUGCAGGAGCAUUAAAAAUGCCACUCGGAGGAACUUAGGUUCAUUAUCAUGUUCAACCGGAAAUCCCAUAGACGAUUGCUGGAGAUGUGACCCAAAUUGGGACAAGAACCGCCAACAUCUAGCAGAUUGUGCCAUAGGUUUUGGAAAAGGUGCCAUUGGUGGUCGUAACGGUAAAAUCUAUGUAGUAACCGACCCUUCUAACGAUAACCCGGUAAACCCUAAGCCCGGAACUCUUCGCCACGCCGCCAUACAAGAUCAACCUCUAUGGAUCAUCUUCCAAAGAGAUAUGGUCAUCACUCUCAAAGAAGAACUUCUUGUUAACUCCUUUAAGACAAUCGAUGGUAGAGGAGCUAACGUUCAUAUUUCCGGUGGACCUUGUAUUACAAUUCACUACGAAACCAAUAUUAUCAUACAUGGAAUCCACAUCCAUGAUUGCACGCCAGGAAGACAGACGAUAAUAAGAGAUUCGCCGGAACAUGCAGGGUGGUGGCAGGUGUCGGACGGUGAUGGGAUAUCGAUAUUUGGUGGAAAGAACAUUUGGGUUGAUCAUUGCUCGUUGUCGAACUGUCGAGAUGGUUUGAUUGAUGCUAUCCAUGGAUCAACUGCGAUAACUUUAUCGAAUAAUUAUAUGACUCAUCACGAUAAGGUGAUGUUGUUAGGUCACAAUGAUAACUAUCUACAGGAUAAAAACAUGCAAGUCACAAUUGCUUUUAACCAUUUUGGAGAAGGUCUUGUUCAAAGAAUGCCAAGGUGUAGACAUGGAUACUUUCAUGUGGUGAAUAAUGACUAUACUCAUUGGGAGAUGUACGCGAUUGGAGGGAGUGCUUCGCCGACAAUUAAUAGUCAGGGAAAUCGAUUUUUGGCACCGAAUGAUCGGUUUAGGAAACAAGUGACGAAGUAUGAGGAUGCGGCUGAGAGCGAGUGGAAGAAUUGGAAUUGGAGAUCGGAGGGAGACUUGAUGUUGAAUGGUGCUUAUUUUAGGCAGUCAGGUGCGGGGGCAUCUUCACCUUAUGCUAGGGCUUCAAGUUUAAGUGCGAGGCCAGCUUCGUUUGUGGGUGCGGUUACUACCUCGGCUGGGGCUCUUAAUUGUAGAAAAAACUCCCGUUGUUAAACAAAUUAAAGGACAAGAUUGCAUGUUCACUAUUUAUUUAUAAUGGUUUCUAGUUAAUUAAGAAACUCAAAUCUGAAAGGUUUUUGGGCAAAACUAAUUUGAACUUAAGUUGCCCUGUAAUUUGAACUUAGAGGAAAGUUUGAGCG